Messenger RNA from Geosmithia morbida, 942 nucleotides. Its product is annotated as tRNA wybutosine-synthesizing protein 3. Bases 1 to 942 code for a protein of 313 amino acids. The record is from RefSeq and is a predicted model, not a curated record. Gene Ontology annotation, molecular function: tRNA methyltransferase activity. The transcript has 2 exons. Gene Ontology annotation, cellular component: cytoplasm. Gene Ontology annotation, biological process: tRNA methylation. Lineage: Eukaryota; Fungi; Ascomycota; Sordariomycetes; Hypocreales; Bionectriaceae.
AUGCAGGGCCUUCGCACCCCACCGGCACACUUCUCCACAAAGAAAACGCGGAUCCUGGACCAGCUGGCCGUCCCCGACGCUGAGUACUCUGACGCCUCACCAAAGGGCACCGUCGACGAGGGUAUCCGCCAUUUGAUUGAUCAGAUCAACCAAGUAGAGGGGUUCGUCACGACUAGCAGCUGUGCCGGCCGUGUGAGCGUUUUUGUCGAGGGGCAAAAAAAAACACACGAUGAUAGCCCCGAGCCCGAUGGCGGUGGCGAGCGCCAGCAGGUGGCCGGUGUGGGAGGCAAGGGAGCCGGAGGCGCAUGGCUAUUCGUAUCUCAUGAUGUAGUCGGGUCGGGGGACUGGAUCAGUGCUUUGCAGCUAGAGGAAGGUGGUGAGGCCAAUGUCGGUUUGGCAGAGCAGAGGCUGAUCCAUUUCAAAUUUGAGCCCAUGAUCCUCCAUGUCCUCGCGGCCUCACCACCACACGCACAACUUCUCAUCCGUGCCGCGCUCCAAGCCGGAUUUCGGGAGUCAGGCGCCGUCAACCUAACGGCCGCGUCGGCAGACGACCAGCCGACACCUAUGGUGGCAGUGCGAUCCAUGGGACUGAGCUUCGAGUCCCUCAUAGGCAGCCAGGUUGGUCCCAACGCCGAGGGGGGACGGCGACUUCUCGUUUCCAAAACCUAUCUCGAGACCCUCAUGGCCAUUGCAAACGAGCGGUUCGCCGAAAACGCCAAGCGCAUCACCCGAUUCCAGGAUGCCUUGAGCUCGGUGCUCACUGACCCGCCACCUACCAAGAUGGGCGCCGACGGUACAGCUUGGGAGAAUGCUGCAGUCAGACGGGAGCGCAAACGGGUGGAAGGUCUGCAGAGGCGAGCGCAGCUGCAGCGGCAAAAGACGCUCGAUGGUAUGAGUGAAGAAGAGGCGAUUGACAUAGCGAAUGCACUCUCAGGACUAUAA